UUGACGCUGGGAGCCGCAAAGCCCGAGCAAGCCCCUGCAGGACGCGUCAGGGCACCGCCUCCCGGCGACUCCGCGGCUUCCGCCGCCUCUCCCUCGGGCAGGUUGCCUGCCUCUAAGUUGGAAUCAGCUUGCACUACUAGAAGUGAAGUUGACAGUGAAUUUUGAGGUUAGCUGCCCGACUUCUCUAACUGAGCGUGUUGAAGGUGACUCUUUCUUAAGAGGUUCUACAGUUACAUGUUUUCAUGAAGAGAAGUGAGAAACCAGAAGGAUAUAGACAGAUGAGGCCUAAAACUUUUCCUGCCAGUAAUUACACUGGCAGCAGACGGCAAAUGUUGCAAGAAAUACGAGAGAGCCUUAGGAAUUUGCCGAAGCCUUCGGAGGCCGCAAAAGCAGAGCAAACUGGGGGUAAAAUAUCAAGUGAAGAUCCCAGGCAAGGGCGAAAUCCCCCUAAGUUUGUCACCUACCAUAAAGCUUUGCAGGAAAUACGCAAUUCUCUUCUUCCCUUUGCAAAUGAAGCAAGUUCUUCACUAAGAGGAACAUCGGAAGUUAAUCGACAGAUGCUGCAAGAUCUACAGGCUGCGGGCUUUGAUGAGGAUAUGGUUGUACAAGCUCUAAUGCAUACCAAAAGCCGCAGCAUAGAAGCGGCCAUUGAAUUUAUCAGCAAAAUAAGCUACCAGGAUCUUCGACGGGAACAAAUGGCAGCAGCUGCUGCUAGACCAAUUAACGCAGGUUCAAAACAGCCAGCAGGGGGUGCACAGCAAUCGGUUAGCCGCAGACAGAGCUGGAAGGGUUCUAAGGAAUCCUUGGUGCCCCAGAGACAUGGUCCUGCACUGGGAGAUGGCCUAACUUUCCACUCAGAAAGUCCUAUGCCUCAGGCUGACGUAGGAAGACCCUUGUCUGGUUCUGGAAUAGCAGCAUUUGCCCAGGCUCCUCCUGGCAACGGGCAACGAGCGAAUCCACCACCUCCACCUCAAGUAAGGAGCGUUACCCCUCCUCCUCCACCCCCUAGAGGGCAGACUCCACCCCCCAGAGGAACAACUCCUCCCCCUUCUUCCUGGGAAACAAAUUCUCAAACCAAACGUUAUUCUGGUAGCAUGGAAUAUAUGAUCUCUCGCAUUUCUCCAGUACCGCCAGGAGCAUGGCAGGAUGGCUAUCCUCCCCCCCCUGUGAACCCAUCGCCUAUGAAUCCUCCUGCACAGGGACAAAGAGGCAUUAGUUCUGUUCCUGUUGGCAGGCAGCCAAUAAUCAUGCAGAAUUCAGUUAACAGCAAACUUAGUUUUUCCUCUGGCAGGGCUGGAAUACAAAAUGGCAAUUGUCAGACCGAUUAUAUUGUUCAUCAAAAUAUCGUGCCUGCUAACUCAGCAAAUCGUCAAGCUCCGCCUCCUUACCCCAUGUCUCCAGCUAACCGGCAGAGCCCUACAGCUUUGCAAAUGCAAGCAGGAGGAUCUGUGGUCCCUUCAGCUUACCCUAAUGGAAACAUUCCUCAGUCUGUGAUGGUGCCGAACAGAAACAGCUACAAUAUGGAGCUGUACAACGUCAAUAUUCCUGGAAUUCCAACAUCGUGGCCCCAGUCCUCACCUGGCAAUGGACAUGAAGUCUCAGCAUGGCAACCAAAUAUUCCAGUAAGGUCAAAUUCCUUUAAUAAUCCCCUCGGAAAUAGACAGAGUCACACUACCAGUUCACAACCUUCAGCCACCACAGUAACUGCUGUCACUCCUGCUCCUAUCCAACAGCCAGUAAAAAGCAUGCGUGUGUUGAAACCAGAACUGCAGACUGCCUUAGCUCCUACUCACCCCUCUUGGAUGCCGCAAGCAGUCCAGCCCAUCUCCUUUCCCGAGGGACCGUGCAGUGGUAUGACUGUUAUGUCACCUGCAGCAGAGGCUCCAAAUUAUCAAGGUCCACCGCCUCCUUACCCAAAACACUUACUACACCCCAGUCCAUCUGUCACUUCCUACGAAUCUGUGGCAAAAGCUAGCAAAGAGGAUCAGCUCAGCUUGCCUAAGGAAGAAGAGAGUGAAAGGAAUGAGAGCAGUGAGGGAACCGAUAGAGACAAGAAGCUAAUCACAACCUCGCCUGUCCCUGUGAGGAAGAUCAAGAGAGAUGAAGAAAGGAGGGAGUCCCGCAUUCAGAGUUACUCUCCUCAGGCUUUUAAAUUCUUUAUGGAGCAGCAUGUGGAAAACAUACUCAAGUCUCAUCAACAGCGACUGCAUCGUAAGAAACAGCUAGAAAAUGAAAUGAUGCGGGUUGGGUUGUCCCAAGAAGCCCAGGAUCAAAUGAGGAAAAUGCUAUGCCAAAAGGAGUCCAACUACAUCCGUCUCAAAAGAGCUAAAAUGGAUAAAUCAAUGUUUGUUAAGAUUAAGACCCUUGGAAUUGGGGCAUUUGGAGAGGUCUGCUUAGCAAGAAAGGUGGAUACAAAUGCCUUAUAUGCAACAAAAACCCUACGCAAAAAGGACGUGCUGCUUCGGAACCAGGUUGCUCAUGUUAAAGCUGAACGGGAUAUCCUUGCAGAGGCUGACAAUGAGUGGGUAGUUCGAUUAUACUAUUCAUUCCAAGAUAAGGACAAUUUGUACUUCGUAAUGGACUAUAUUCCGGGAGGAGAUAUGAUGAGCCUGUUAAUUCGAAUGGGUGUUUUCCCAGAGAAUAUGGCCCGCUUCUACAUAGCAGAACUGACCUGUGCAGUUGAAAGCGUGCAUAAGAUGGGCUUCAUCCACAGGGACAUAAAACCUGAUAACAUUCUGAUUGAUCGUGAUGGCCACAUCAAAUUGACUGACUUUGGCCUUUGUACUGGCUUUCGAUGGACACAUGAUUCCAAAUACUACCAGAGCGGUGACCACCCACGUCAGGACAGCAUGGAUUUCAGUAACGAAUGGGGAGAUCCAGCAAACUGUAGGUGUGGAGACAGGCUAAAGCCACUUGAACGUAGAGCAGCACGCCAGCACCAGCGCUGUCUGGCACACUCACUGGUUGGGACACCCAAUUACAUUGCACCCGAAGUAUUGUUACGAACAGGUUAUACGCAGCUAUGUGACUGGUGGAGUGUUGGAGUGAUUCUUUUUGAAAUGCUGGUGGGACAGCCUCCCUUCCUGGCGCAUACACCAUUAGAAACACAGAUGAAGGUCAUCAAUUGGAAAACUUCUCUGCACAUCCCGCUACAAGCAAAACUAUCGCCAGAAGCAUCUGACCUUAUUAUUAAGCUUUGCCGAGGUCCGGAAGAUCGCUUAGGCAAGAACGGGGCAGAUGAAAUAAAAGCGCAUCCUUUUUUUAAGUCUAUUGAUUUUUCAAGUGAUCUGUGGCAGCAGCCAGCUUCUUACAUUCCUAAAAUUACUCAUCCCACAGACACGUCAAAUUUUGAUCCCGUUGACCCAGAUAAAUUGUGGAGUGAGGAUAAGGAAGGAAAUGUAAAUGACACACUUAAUGGGUGGUAUAAAAAUGGUAAACAUCCCGAACAUGCUUUCUAUGAAUUUACAUUUCGAAGGUUUUUUGAUGACAAUGGCUACCCUUAUAGCUAUCCGAAGCCUAUUGAAUAUGAAUAUGGUAAUCCUAACGACGUGGAGUCUCAGUCAGAUGAAGACGAUGAGAGGACCAGCAAAGAGAUCCAGAAUCGUGAUCUAGUUUAUAUUUAGUAGAAAAAGUAAACCCAGGUGAACCACUGUUUGGGAUUUCUCAGAUGUGUGUGGCAAGAGAAGCUGAGAUGUUACCAGCAAGCUGGGUUUUAUGGACAAGGGGCAGGGGGAGAGGGGAAAGGAGACUAUCAUUGUUGGUUCACCACUUUUUUCCUUCUACCUUUUCUCCCCUUUACGAAGCAGUUAAAUCUAUUUCAAGCAUUAAUUUAUUCCAGCAUUCUUCGUGAUAAAUAUAGAAAACAAUAAUGUUAGGAAAAUAAAUUAUGAAAAAGCUUUUUGUAAAAUAUUCAGACUAGGAAAUAGGGGUGUGUCUGUUUGUUUGUCUAUCUGUCUGUACAUAGAAGACAUAUGUUAACAUUUUCUAGAAUUUUACGCUGACAUUUUUUUUCCUUGUCGUAUAUACUCUGUGCUUACAAAGUUGGCAGACGCUUUUUUUUUGCUACUCUUAGUGCUCAGGUCCCACUACAGAUGAGCCUGGAAAGAGUAAAUCCUGCUAGGAAUUCCCAGAUACAGUUGUAACUGCAGGGUUUAUGACUCUGGAAGUAGGAGGCCUAGGUCUCGGUUCUUGUGACCGUAAAUGUUGAUGAAGACAUACACGUUUAUUUAUUUUUAUUCUUUUUAAUUUUGCUGGACAAUUUGUAAAGCAUAACUGGAUUGAUGGUGCUAUGCAAUAAUGCAGAAUUGAGGCUGAUCGGGGGUUUGUGUUUGAAGAGCAAUAUUGGCCUAUCACCAAAUAUCAGCCUAAAUAAAUUAAGGGUUUUUUUUAAAAAAAAUUCUUGUAUCCUCAAGAUUUUUUAGAAAAAGUUUUGAAAGUGCUCUGGGUUCUGCAAUACUUUGUUAAUAAGAAGACUCUUAACCCAUCACAACAUUAGCCAGUGAGAUGUGCUCUAGGCUGUCAGUUCUUCUGCUGUUACUUUCCGGGUGCUUUAGCAUUCCGACCAAUCGGUUUGUUGUUUUAACAUAAUGUGCAUCUUACCCCUUUCUCCCGGAUUAAUUAAUGAUUGAAAUGAACUCAUACCUAAUGAGGGAUAAUGGUCGUGUAGGCUGGUUCUGUGAAAAUUCGCUGGUGUCUCUUUGUGUAUCGUCAUCGUUAUCAUAAGAGGUUAAAUACUGUUUUCUGUGUUGUUCUUGCUUUUACAUCAGCCUCCACCUCAUGUGUUUCCUGUGUUCUUAACGGUUGGUGCAUCCAUUAAGAGUUACAACUCUUUUUAUGAGCUGCCCCGUCAAAUCCAAAUGUCAUUGCUUUGCUGUUCUGUGUGUAUAUACAUAAACUAGUAGUCCUGCUUCUCCAGAAUCAACCGUCUCGACAGCCUGAGCUCGCUCUCAUACCAGUGUUUAAGGCUUUGUAUAUGCUCUGUCAUGGUGAUUUGUUCUGAAAUAUUUUGACACGGAGAACUUUCCUCUUCUUUCCCCAAGCGGUGUUUAUUCUUUGUCAAAAAAUAAUUAUUCGCUACUACACUUAAUGCCUUUUCCUCCGCAAAGACCCAGGCAAGUUAGGGAGCCAGCGGUAGAACUGCAUCAUAUCCCUUCAGACCAUUCUCUGAACUGCCUGUUAUGCAUGCUUACUAUGAAGUAAUUCCCGCAGUUUUCUGUGGAUCUUAUUCCCAGGUAAGCAUGCACAGAGUUGCUGCCUUGCUCUCUAAAUCCUUUGCAUUAAUAUUAGUAGAACGUGUCAGAAGCGUGUGUCUGUCUUCCAGAAAGUAAUUCCACCACAUUUACCGUUAUGAUCCGGUCCUCUUUUCAGUGCAAGUCCUAUAUGUGAUAGGUGCAGGGGAGAGCUUCCAGCCGCUCCACCAGGUGUAGAGGUUUCACUGGGAACCAGGGCAUGCGUGAGAGCCAGUGUGGUGGUAGUGGUUAGGGUGUGGGGUCUAGGAUCUGGGAGACUCGGGUUCAAAUCCCCAUUCUGCCAUGGAAGCUCACUGGGUGGCCUUGGGCCCCUCACAUACUUUCAUCCUAACCUAUCUCACAGGGUUGUUGUGAGGAGGAGAGGAGAAUGAUGUACGCCAUUUGGGGUCCCCAUUGGGGAGAAAGGUAAGGUAUAAGAGCUGUAAAAUAAAAUAAAUAAAUUAUACUGAGAGUUCUGCCUGUUCCCUGCCACAUACAGGACCCGUGUGUAAUUUAAGGGUUGAGGAGGAGGAUGCCCUGUAGAAUUACAUCAGCUUCUGAGACUUGUUUCUGUAAAGCAGAUUGAGGGCAGGGUGUCCUUUGUUUAAUAUUAAUGGGAGAUUUAUUUUCUGUAUUUGUCCUGCAAAAAUACUGUGAUAAAUUCCUGAUUAAAACCAAAUAAAUUUAAUCUGUUGUUUUUGGUAAGUACAUAUGUGAAAUUGCUUGUCAGAUUUGAAAUCAACAUUUUGUUCGUCUAAACUCAUUGGGUGCAAUUCAGAGAAAGUUGACCAUUCUUUGGAUUGAGAGAAGUAUGUUGUAUGGGCACGGAUAAGCAGCUAAGGACCGUUAAUUGUCCAUGUGACUAUAUGUCUCCCUGGAUUAUUUCCAUCACGUUUUUCAGUUGUCGAGAGAUGCUACAGAGGAACACGUUCAUAUUAGUAAUGAUAGCAGUGUUCACAAUGGUGUAUCCCAAAUUAACUGUUAAGAAAGAUACUUAUAUGCAGAGGAAUCAUGUCAACUCUGCCAGUUUUGAAACAAUUCAGAAAUAAAAUUCGGUCUUGCUUAUUUAAGUGGAGAUCUCUGGCCAGACUGGGUUUAUUGCAAAGUAGUCUUAAGAGCGGAUCCCCAGAUAUGUUGGAGAUUGCUCAGAGUGCGUUUUUUGGUCCUGUUCAUUGAUCUUGCAGUACGUGCAAAUAUAGAAUGAUCUCUGUAACGGGGCUGCUUUUUAAUUAACAGGAAAUACCAUUUCGGAAUAAAUGGUUUUCACUUAAGCAUCUCAAAGCUUUAAUCUUCUACAUACCUACAUAUGUUCUGUAGUUAUGAAAUAUUUUGGAAUCAUGUGAAUACUUUAGUAUUUGCUUACAUUCCAUGCUAGGGCAGGCCCUCUUGCUGGAUCUUUUGAAACAGAACCUAUAGAAUAUGGGACUGAAACACCCCCACCCACAUCCCCACACCCUUUUGGAGAUUUUUCUUAAAACAUCUACUGUAGCAAAGUCCAAUGCCGUGAUGGCGUUGUGGAUAUUAUACAUCUGCUAGGUAGAGAAUGCAAUGGGUGGGAUCCCGGAUGCUGCUGUGGUGGUUACCCAAGAUCUCAGUUGACUUUCGGCUGCAACUAUCUUUUGGUAUUGGAAUUGAGACAUUAAUAUUUGCUUUAAAGCAAGCAAAGCAAACUGAGGGUAUUUUGCAGCCAACGUUUAACAGUACUUCUUUGGAGCAUCUUUAGAUACCCACCUAUAAAAGUCUACUUUUGUAUUCCUUUUUGUAUAUAUGCCUUUUAUAUUGUAACGGCAAUGCGGAUAAACACCACAUUUUUAUAAAAACAAAGUGUUACUCAAGAUACGUGCCUGUUUCUGCGUGUAGUAAUUAUUUGGUAAAUCCUUCUUGUGGAUCUUUUUCCACUCUUCAAAGCAGUUUUCUCUAGUGUGCCUUUUGAUGGAACAAUAAAUUUUAAGUUCAGUGAAUGUGCUGCUGGUCAAAUAGAAAAUGAUGUAGAUGAAAAAUGUUUGUUUGUUUGGAUCCUCCUGUCGGUAAAUUGGAAUGCUCGCUUAAUCUUAUGCUGUAUUUCUCCUGUUUUGUAAUUUAAAAAGGGAGAUUCCCAUAGGUUUAUAGGACAACUUGGUUGUCUCCUAAGGAUAACAAUCAUUGUAUUUUUUUAUACUGAGCUUUCUUCCCCAAUGAUGAAUCUGUAACUCAUUUUAAGCAAAAUUCCAGCUGGGCUGGCACUGUAGAACACAGCAGUGCAGACGGUUCAGUGAGUUGACGGUAUAGCCACAGCUGCUUGGACACAGACAACACUGAGCACUGUCGUGUGUUUUGGCCUGUUCAAGCUCGGCUCUGCCAUGAAUAAAGCUAUUCCACAGAA
Molecule: messenger RNA, 7590 nt
Organism: Eublepharis macularius
Lineage: Eukaryota; Metazoa; Chordata; Lepidosauria; Squamata; Eublepharidae
Product: serine/threonine-protein kinase LATS1-like
Exons: 8
Coding region: 243-3623 (1126 amino acids)
Biological process (GO): peptidyl-serine phosphorylation; G1/S transition of mitotic cell cycle; regulation of organ growth
Cellular component (GO): spindle pole
Molecular function (GO): protein serine/threonine kinase activity; ATP binding; protein binding
Source: RefSeq, a predicted model, not a curated record